Messenger RNA from Adineta steineri, 2940 nucleotides. The record is from the annotation of a GenBank genome assembly. Lineage: Eukaryota; Metazoa; Rotifera; Eurotatoria; Adinetida; Adinetidae.
AUGAUUUAUCUUAUUUAUCUUUUUUCUCUUAUAUCAAUUGUUAAAACAUCUGAUUAUUCUUUAAUAAUCGAUGAAAAAACUUCGAUUGAUCAACCCAUAUUUCAUUUUCCUUAUUCAUAUGAAUUAAUAAAUAAUUUUCAAUCAAAUUUUAAUCUAACAAAUAAUAAUCAAAAUUUAAUCUUAACUAAAAUUAUUGAUCGUGAUUAUUGGUGUUCACAAAAUAUAUGUUCAUGUGAUUAUUGUUCGUUUAUUCUUGAAUUAUUUUCUAUACAUAAUCAAAUACCAAAAUUUUCAACAAUUAAUAUUACAAUCAAUGAUAUUAAUGAUCAUACAUGUCAAUUUUUUGAUUUACAAACAAAUAUAUCAUUAUCAGAAUCCAUUCAAAUUGAACAUCGUUUUCCAAUAGCACGUGCAAUUGAUUAUGAUUCGGGAUUAAAUGGAAAAUUAUCAUUUAAACUUCUUAAUAAUGAUAAUAUUUUUCAAUUAGAUAUUAUAACAUUAUCAAUGAAUGAAUAUGCUAUAUAUGGAAUUGUUAAACAUUCACUUGAUAGAGAAAUAACAGAAACAUAUGAUUUAAUUAUUGAAGCACGUGAUCAUGGAAUUCCACAACCAAGAAUGAACCGAACAAUGGUUAGAAUUACUAUAUUAGAUGAAAAUGAUAAUGCACCGAAAUUUAAUCAAACUGAAUAUUCAAUUGAAUCUCUACCAGAAAAUACACCUAUCGGUACGAAAUUAUUAACAAUAUUCGCCAGUGAUCCUGAUAAAGAUUUAAAUGGUUUAGUACAUUAUUCAAUAGUAAAUCCACCAAAUCCAUCAUCAUUUCCAUUUAUAAUUAAUUCUAAAACUGGCGUUAUCAGUCUUCGUUCAUCAUUAGAUUAUGAAACAACACAUUUAUAUCGUUUUUUAAUUCGUGCAUCUGAUUCUGGUGUACCCCAAUCAUUAUUUACUGAUACAUGGUUAUCAAUUUCCAUUCAAGAUAUUAAUGAUUGUCCUGUUGAAAUACUUUUUGUACCAAAUCGAAAUUUUCAAUAUAAUAAUCAAACAUUAUUUAUUAAAGAAAAUACUGAAAUUAAUAAUUUAACAUUAGGUUAUAUACGUUUAUUUGAUCGUGAUUCUAUUCAAACAAAUUUAUCCAUAUCAUUAAUAAUAUUAAAUAAUAAUCAACCAAAACAAGAUUAUGAAAUAAUUUUAUCCAAUCAAUUAAAUUCUUAUAUACUUAUUGUUAAACAUGGAAUAUUUGAUAGAGAAAUUGAAGAAGAAAUUAAUCUACGAUUUAUCGCAACUGAUAGUUUAUUAACGUCGAUUUAUGAUUUAAAAAUACAUUUAAUUGAUGUUAAUGAUAAUCCAAGUGAGUUUUUAACGAAUCCAAUAAUAUUUUAUGUUGAAGAAUUAGCAAAUUAUCAUAUGAUUGAAAAUCCUAUUGAAGAUUAUGAAUUAACAAUUGGAUAUUUAAAUGCAAUUGAUCGUGAUCAAGGAGUGAAUGCAUUAAAUACAUAUGAAUUAGAAUUAAAUCCUUUAGUUAAAAUUGAUUCGAAUAAUGGACGAAUUUAUUUAAUUCAACCAUUAGAUCGUGAACAAAUUCAAAAAAUUGAAUUAAAAGCGAAAGCAAUUAAUGUUGCUCCACCAAAAUGGGUAACAGAAGUUCAAAUACAGAUAUUCGUUUUGGAUGUAAAUGAUAAUAUACCUCAAUGUUCAUCAUCCUAUUAUCGUUUAUCAAUUCCCGAAAAUAUUUCAAUUGAUAAACCAAUAAUAAAAAUAAAUGCGAGUGAUCCUGAUCAAGGUAUAAAUGGUACGAUAAAUUAUAAAUUUCGAACAAAUUCUACAUGGCCAUUUAAUAUCAAUGAAAAAACUGGUGAAAUAUAUUCAAAAAAAUCGUUUGAUUAUGAAUCGGAUUGGAAAUCAUUUCUAUUAACAAUUGAUCUUGAAGAUAAUGGAAUACCAAUAAAAAAUGUCAAUAAAAAUUCUUGUCAAUUGGAAAUAUUUCUUGAAGAUAUUAAUGAUAAUCGUCCGGAAUUAAUUGAUAAUAAUCAAACGAAAUUAUUUUUUGAUAUACAAAAAUCAUUUAAAAAUCAAUUUAUUCAAUUAAAUAUAACUGAUAAAGAUUCUGGUUUGAAUGGAAAAAUUAAAUAUAAUAUUCAAUCAAUUGAUUCAAAUAUUCCAUUAAAUUUCAAUCAAACAUUAUUUGAAUUAAAUCAAAAUGGUAGUUUAUAUUUAACAUCAGAUAUUCAUCAAAUAUGUUUAUUUACAUUAAAAAUUUUACUUGAAGAUUAUGGUUACCCAUCUCAACAUAAUUUAAUUCAAAUAAAUAUUGCAUUUGGUGAUUCAUUAAAUUCGUAUUAUUCAUCAUUUGAUAAAAUUCAAUUAUAUUUUGAUAAAAAAUCUUCUCAUACAAAUUAUUUUGCUUUUAUAUUUGCGAUUAUUAUUUUAACAAUAACAUUUAUAUUCUUAAUAUCAAUUAUUAUUAUAUGUAUAUUAAUACGGCAACAUCGGCAAAGACAUAAAGCUGCAAUCGUAUCACGAAAUAAACUUUUAUGUUCAUCAUCACAACAAUUAACAACAUCAAAUUCAACAGUUACAACAUCAUCAUCUAUUGAACAUCAACAAAUUAUUCGAACAUCAUAUUGGAAUGAAAAAUCUUUUAUUGAUCAACAUUUGGUAAAUAAUUCUUCACCUGAAUCUCAUACAUAUAAGAUUCUUCAUAUACCAAUUGAUAGUCAAUGUUAUGAAAAAGAAAAAAUUGAUGAUAUUAGUUGUGAUCAUGGUUAUCAUGAAAGUUAUCAAACAGGUUCAUCAUCACCAGAACAAUGUUUAUCUGAUGUAUCCAUUCAUCAAGAUUAUAUGUUUAAACAAUUACCAUUUUUUGUAACAAAAUGUAAAACUCUUGGUGACGGGUUUAUGGUUGAAAUGAAUGUUGAUGGAAGUGACGAAGAUGGAAGAUAA